Trichoplusia ni (cabbage looper) is the source of this 1047-nucleotide messenger RNA. Its product is annotated as venom serine protease-like. The coding region runs from base 508 to 1017 and encodes 169 amino acids. Gene Ontology annotation, biological process: proteolysis. Gene Ontology annotation, molecular function: serine-type endopeptidase activity. Lineage: Eukaryota; Metazoa; Arthropoda; Insecta; Lepidoptera; Noctuidae. The record is from RefSeq and is a predicted model, not a curated record. The transcript has 4 exons.
AAAAUAUGUUUCCAAGUCUGAUAUUUUUUAAAUCAACAUCACAACUUUUAAUAUUUACUUAAAAGACAUGACAUAAAAUUCUCACCUUUUGAUACAAAACGGAUUCUCAAGUAACGGUAUCUCUUUAUAUUCUUAUUGAGAGAGCCUUUUCAUAUUACUGCUUCGAGAUAUCACACCCUGUCACGAUGUUGCGUUCGAGAAUUUCGAGAUCCAUUGCGUCAUAACUUGGACUGUACUUAGCACGUUUUCAUUCUAAAGGUGCAAUGUAUUACAAAGUAUUAUACAGGACGGUGUUUCCUAGAUAGUUGUUGCAUGUAUGAUAUAGAUGUUUUGCGGUGUAAGAAUACAAGUUCAAGUUUACGACGCUUGUUCGGAGUGCAACGUCCCCAUUCCUGUCCUCAGCAUCCCGUUGUAGGACCUACACGUCUAGCCCGCUUUUGAGCUUAUCCACAUAUUUAUAAUAUUCACCCGUGUUUUGUUUCCGCAAAUGUGAAGUCUCCUUUAAGGAUGUGGAAAAUACUAUUAGUGGUUUUGAUAAGUGCGUGUGUGACAGCAACGAGGGUGAGAGCAGAAAAUGAUACAGAAAUUCCAAAAAACUCCGAAUUUGUAGACGGGGGAUAUGGACGAAAGUGUGACUGUCGUUGUGGGGAGAGGAACGAGGCAUCCCGCAUAGUAGGUGGAGUGGAGACCGCUGUUAACGAGUUCCCCUGGGUGGCGCGCCUGUCUUACCACAACAAGUUCUACUGCGGGGGAUCGCUCAUCAAUGACCGCUAUGUGCUGACUGCUGCCCAUUGUGUUAAGACGUUCAUGUGGUUCAUGAUAAAAGUCACAUUGGGCGAGCACGACCGCUGCAACAAGACGCACCGGCCGGUGACGCACUUCGUGGUACAAGUCCUCGCUCACAACUUCUCCUUCUCAGACUUCAAGGAUGACAUAGCGCUGCUCAAAUUGAACAAGAUGGUGGCCGUCACGGAUAGUGUGAAGCCCGUGUGCUUGCCUCGGAAUGAUGGUUGGUAAUGUAACUACACUAUAAUAGUUUUCUGCUGC